AAUGCCCAAACCAAAACUAAAUAUUUUCCAACAAACUGAUGUGAAAACCAUGUAUUACAAUCAUGUGUUCCAAAAAUGCCAAUGGGUCUAUAAGUUAAACAUUACAUACCCAUAAGUAUAUCAAAAGUACCAAUGCCUAGCACCUGUGGCAUUGGCACCUCACCUCUCCUUAAGACAUCAAUAUAUUGUUAACACCGGCAACUUCAUUUAAGAUGAUUCUGUGUUGCAACUUACGUCCAUUCAUAAGGAGAGUCUAGUGGACGUUCUUGUCAGAGUGAAUUAGCCAUUCAUUAAACAUCCCAUUAGAGAUUGUAUUUUUCAAAAUGAACUAUAAAUUUAGUUUCUCACCUCUAACAACAAAACUUUUUUAUACACCGGCACUUGGAAUGUCCACGACUUUGCCCACUGCAACUGUUUUUCCUGUAGACACAGCCAAAGUAAUCCAAAUUACACAUGGCAUGCCGAGAGUAAUUCAUGAAUAAUGAAAAUGCAGUCACAUACCUUCAGUUCAAAGAGUAAACCUUCCAAGUUGUGCAAAAUCCGAGAAUCUCUCAACACAAAUCAAGUUGUUCACCAGAGAGGCAGAGACAAUAUUGCCAAGAAGAUAUAAUUCAUAGAGCAAAUUUCAAACACAGAGAAAUGUUUCAAAUAUAAUUGGGCUAGUCUCUACUUCAAAGCAAAACUUCUUUCUCUGUUAAAAAUAAACCGCCAGUGAAAAGCAUUUGACAAAAUGUAAUAUUGGUUAGAGAUUCCAACCACUUAAGACCUUUGAAAGCUUGGAAGGUGCAUAAAUAACAGAGCAAUGCUACACCUUUUAUAUACAAAGAAAUUAUAGCAGUCCCACAAUUAUCAAGCAGGAGGAUGAUAGCAUGUUGAGUGGAAAACAUUCAUAAUUCUAGAUAAUUCCAAGUGUCAGAAAAUAGACACUUAGGAAUUUCCAAAAGAGUGAAAAGGCAAGAAGUAAACCUGAAUGUGGCAAACAACAACAGCACUAUUCUUAACAAAUAGAACUUUCUUUUUCUUGGGUUUCUUUGUCUUGGGAUCAAUUUGUUGUAGCAACUCAACAAUCUCGCAUUCCUCAACAACAGAAUGAAUAUGCAAGACAGCUUUAUACCCAGCCGUGAAUGUUGCCUAAUAGCAGAGACAGUCCAAACCAUUAGAUGCAAAGUUAAUCAUAUGAACUAAGAGAUUACACAUGAGAGGACUUCAUAAAGUGGAUUCAUUCAU
Molecule: messenger RNA, 1227 nt
Organism: Rubroshorea leprosula
Lineage: Eukaryota; Viridiplantae; Streptophyta; Magnoliopsida; Malvales; Dipterocarpaceae
Source: the annotation of a GenBank genome assembly